AUGUCGACCUCUGCGACUGGCAAGUCAACGGUUCCAUUAAUCACAAUAUACGCCGUUCCUGUCGACUCAUCAACUCCAGUGGCAGCAACUACUAGUUCCACUCCUCGACCGACCGCUCAAACAUUCAGCGUACCGACGACUCUCCUUACCGCCAGCAAUGACGGAUCAACGCCAACAUUCACAUAUAGAAUACCGGGAACGACCUCUGCUGCUGGAGACUCACCAUCAUCACAAGGCGGGCAGAUUUCCGUUGGUGCUAAAGUCGGCAUUGGAGUUGGCUGCGGUCUUCUCUUCGUUAGCCUUGUCCUUGGAUUAUUCCUGUUCUACAGACGGCGGAAACAGAAGAUAUUGGCCCAGAAUCCAAAUGACCCUCGAUUACAUCGUGACUUUUCGCCAGCACCCACCCAUACGACAUAUGAAAAAGGAGGACUAGAUUCCAGAGCGGAUUUUCGGGCAGAGGCAUUACACAAUUACAGCAUCGCAAGUCGUCUCGAUAGCAGUCGUAGUGGCACGCCGGCGAGCGGGAUGACAAGUAAAAUGGAAAGUCGGAGCAACAGUCGAUUGGAUCAUAAUGGCAACAGGAACGAAAGUCGGCAAACCAACCGCUCGGGGAGUCCGCUUCAUCGCCGUAUGCCCAGUAACAAUAGUCUGUAUCAAGGUAGAAUUACUCCUAGUUCCAACAAGUACAUCGCUGAACUCGCCACACCAAUUACGCCUUCGGACGGCUACUACAGCCCCUCUACAAUUCAUGAGCUUGAUUCUGAGAAAGGGGACAUUGAGAUCCAAAACCAACCCCGCGAUGAUGAAUCUAUUACCGACGAAACGGAAGAACCAAUUGUUUAUGAGAUUGUAGAGCUACCAGACACGUCAAGAAGAAGCGUCAAGGAUUGGAACAGGAGGACGGCAUCAAUGGGCUCCACCGCAUCACGGCCUACAAUAAGAGAUGUUAAAGAUCAUCGCAGUAUUCCUGUCCCACCGGUACCAGAAGACCAGGAGGUUCAAACGUCAUGGCUAGCUACUGCAUCGAAUCCGACGACACCAAUCAAGGCAAAAUUCGCAUCAUGA
This is a messenger RNA of Glarea lozoyensis ATCC 20868, 1065 nucleotides long. RefSeq lists its product as uncharacterized. Lineage: Eukaryota; Fungi; Ascomycota; Leotiomycetes; Helotiales; Helotiaceae. The transcript has a single exon. The coding region runs from base 1 to 1065 and encodes 354 amino acids. The record is from RefSeq and is a predicted model, not a curated record.